GGGACAGGCUUGCUAUAUGUUUGGGACAACGGGCUUCUACAGAAGGUGCCAAUUAGGUUCAACAGUUCGGGAAAAGCAUCUACUUUACAGUUUGGAGAACACAAAGGGGAGAUAUCGUACGUAGGCAAUGCGAUUGAUGUUGCAUCUGGAUAUGGCAAGAUUGGUUGGUGGUUUAAGGAUCCCAUUGAUUCAACAGUUUGGCUUGUGCGCAGCUACAAGAGGAACACUGUGAUAGAGAAGUAUUCCAAUGAGGCGUCCCUUUCAGGGAGCCCCAUAGAAAAAAUUGAUUUAGGUGGAGAGGUAUGUGAUGGAACAGGACAUGCCAUAUAUUCCGGCUAUUUCUACUGCAACUUGGCAAAUACAAAUCAUGUCGUCAAAGUAAAGAUUAGCUCUCGAACAAUAGUUGGAAGUGUUGGCCUGAUAGAUGCCGGGUAUCGUAAUACAUACUCUUACGGUUGGGGAGGAUACUCGGACAUUGAUCUUGCUUUGGACAAUGGAAAUCAACUUUACGCCAUAUAUGGUUCAAAACAAAAUGAUGGAAACUUUGCAAUUGCACUUUUAGACAUCGAUACAUUCGUCAUUGUUAAAACAUGGCAGCUCAAUGUAAAGAAACAGGGAAGUGGAAAUGCAUUCAUGGCAAACAGAAUGCUAUAUAUUCUGG
Molecule: messenger RNA, 661 nt
Organism: Owenia fusiformis
Lineage: Eukaryota; Metazoa; Annelida; Polychaeta; Sabellida; Oweniidae
Source: the annotation of a GenBank genome assembly